CCACACUAUGAAAUCACUCAAUAAAUCCUCCCAUUUCACUUACACUUUAGAGCGAGAAAAAGGCAAAGAAAUGGCAUGUUGUAGCAAAAUUAAGGUGCAAAAGAAGAAGGCUUUCCGUAGAAAACUCCACAUUCUUCGAGAUCUUAUCAACUCCAACUCGAACAAGACUAGCUCAAUCAUAAUUGACGCCUUCCUCUACAUAUCUACCUUGACGCUGAAGCUAGAAGAGCUUAAAAGAGAAAGUAUGAACCACAUGAAGAAGCAUAUUCAUCAUCAACUUCCUUUAUUGGAUGUACAUGUAGAAAAGCAAGGAGAAAAUGGAUUCAAAUUGAACGUUACAAGUGAGAAAGGAAAGGAUAAUCUAGUUCAUAUUUUAGAAGCAUUUGAAGAUAUGGGGAUUAAUGUUAUAAAUGCUAGGGUUUCAUGCAACACACAUUUUGCCAUGGAAGCUACACUUGAAGUUAAUACACAUCAUGUUGAUGAUAAUGUUGAUUACAAAGUAAUUGAUCCAAGUGUUUUGACUCAAGUUGUACUUAAAGCUAUUGAAAGAAGUGGUAGUAGUUAAGGAUAUAAAAUGUAACGUAUCUUUUGCUUGGAAUUAUUCACAUGUAAUUAUGUCAGUUGCACUUUUUAUGUUCACGGAUUUCUCAAUUCUCAGUUCACUUAUUAGCUAGUUACUUAGAAAGGAAUCUUCAAUCUUGAGAGCUUGCUUCAUGAAAUGUUCAUUUCAUGAUAUAUUUUUCUAUCUUA
Beta vulgaris subsp. vulgaris (sugar beet) is the source of this 750-nucleotide messenger RNA. RefSeq lists its product as uncharacterized. Gene Ontology annotation, biological process: regulation of DNA-templated transcription. The record is from RefSeq and is a predicted model, not a curated record. Lineage: Eukaryota; Viridiplantae; Streptophyta; Magnoliopsida; Caryophyllales; Amaranthaceae. Gene Ontology annotation, cellular component: nucleus. The transcript has 3 exons. The coding region runs from base 8 to 565 and encodes 185 amino acids. Gene Ontology annotation, molecular function: sequence-specific DNA binding; DNA-binding transcription factor activity.